Molecule: messenger RNA, 1718 nt
Organism: Aureobasidium subglaciale EXF-2481
Lineage: Eukaryota; Fungi; Ascomycota; Dothideomycetes; Dothideales; Saccotheciaceae
Exons: 2
Coding region: 129-1610 (493 amino acids)
Biological process (GO): protein phosphorylation
Cellular component (GO): cytosol
Molecular function (GO): eukaryotic translation initiation factor 2alpha kinase activity; ATP binding
Source: RefSeq, a predicted model, not a curated record
UGUCUCGCACCAAUUCUUCCAGCUUCCAACUACAAACUACUUUACGUGUCUCGACUGUCUCUCGUUUUUCCCCCUCAAUCUCAAACAUCUCAAUCCACUCCAUUGACACGACAGCAAUUCGACACAGCAUGCUUUCCGAGGGCACAACAUUAAUCGGCGAGAGCGGCAAGAAGUACCUCACCGUCAGCUCGUUAGGCCAAAGCAACGUCUGGACAGCCGUUGAACAGAGCAACGACCCGAAGAAACCUGUCCAAGUCGUCGUUAUCAAAGAGCCCGGCGAAGUCGACACGGAACCAGGAUGGCCCAGCUUCCAGAACGAGAUGGUCAUGCAUCAAGUCUUCAAGGACUCCCCGGGCAUCAGACAGCAAAUCGACAGAAUUCCUCCUACCAAGGCCGGAGGCCCACCAAUGAUCGUUUUGGAGAUUACAGAAACGACUCUCUGGAUUGCACGCACGAAACGACCCAUGUCUCUUGCCGAGAUCAAGACCGUCGCCAAAGAUGUCCUCAUCGGCCUACGCGAUGUCCACGCCAAGGGCCUUGUAUACGCAGACCUCAAGCCUCAGAACAUCAUGGUUGACGGUUUCAGUGCCGAAUCGGAAGAAAAAGACGACCAUCUCAAGGCAACGCUAGGCGAUCUAGGUCUCGUCAUGGAACCCAUGAACGGCAAAGUCCAACCUAUUUCGUAUCGUGCACCCGAAGUCUACCUUAAGGGCGACAUCACUUCUCGAGUCGACGUGUGGGGUUGGAGUCUCAUCUACUGUCACCUGCUAGAAGCCCGCACCCGCUUCUCCAAGACUGGUCUUUACGACGACCUUGAGACCCAGAACGGAGGCAUGGUCGAAAGAGAAGAAGCCGUUAAGAGUGCUUUGAUGAACGACUACAAGCUGCAAAACGACCCCGUAUACGGAAACGUUCCCCUACCGCAAAACGACCCAAACAAACACAAGGGUGACCAAUGGGAGCUUCUGCGUCAGCGAGGUCUGGAAGAAGGCGAAGUCGAUUUCCUCAGAUGGGUCUUGAAAGCCGACCCCUAUCAGCGGCCGACUGUCAAUCAGAUCCUGGAGAGCGGAUGGUUAGACAAGACUUCGGAAGAAGUUGUAGCUGAAGGUUUCACCCCUCCACAAUUUGAACAUCUGGAGUACGACCCAAAACGCGCCUCGCCAGACGAGUUUGCAGCACAGGAGAGGCAAGAGGCAUCCAACAACCAACAAGACCAAGGCCAAUACUUUGGGCAUACUCGACCAGCGUUGACGGAGAAGAGAUACCGCAGCGCAGAAGAUGAGGUACCUGUCAAGAAGAUCCUGUUCAGACAAGCUCGUCAGCCGUGCAACCCACAUCAUUCGAACCUGUGCAGUCGAGCGCCACGUUACAGCCCACUCCAUUCAAGGACGUGGGCACCUAUCCCCAGGAAACUUCGGCCCCUAUUACCUUCGGCGGCAAUAGCUCUGUCCAGAGCAAUGUGGCUGCUACACCGUUCAAGAGUAUGGACACCACUGGAAGUACAGCCAUUCCCGCGCAAUUUACAAGCUCCACAUCGAGCAACAUGGAUCCAAGUCAAUUCACCGACGUCAACACCCUCAACGAUAAAUCGGCACCUGUUCAAUUCAUGAACAUCAAUGAGAACAAUCAGUCGAUCACCACUCAGAGACCUACCUUGAAAAAGAACAACACCGGUACCUUCCUGUCGUACCAAUAAACUUUUCUCGAUAAGAGAACCU